UCUUGACUGCCCUAAACAAAAACAGAUUCCUCCGACCACCAUCAAACGCCGGCGCAAUUACCUCUUUCAAUCGAUCGACAGGACAGUCGCUGUCUGUCUGUUUGCUUCGUUGUUACUGAUUCCUCGUCAGUCUCCAGAAUCCAACCCCCCCUGUUCCGGCUGAAGACCGAUCGGUUGGUGGUGUAGCAGGAGGAGGGUUCUUUGGAGAAUUUAGAUUAAAAGAUUGAAUCGACCCAAAAAAGAUUAUUUGAAAUUGCAUUAGAGACGAUUAUGAGUGCAGGUGGAGCAUUUGGGGGGAACAGGGGAAUGAGGCCAAUGCCACCAGAGAAAGGAGUUUUCCCUUUAGACCACUUGCACCUAUGUGAUCUGGAUAAGAAAGAAUAUCUCAACUGCCUCAAAUCCUCUGGAAAUAAAUCCGAGAAAUGCAGACAAAUGUCAAAGAAAUACCUAGAAUGUCGAAUGGCCAAGAAUUUGAUGGCGAAGCAAGACAUGUCAGAACUUGGUUUUCGGAAAGAACAGGAGGAGGAAAUAGUAGCAGCAGAGAAUAAUCAUUAGAUAUAAACAAAUGGGGUGCUGUUUUUUCCCUUUUAAUUUGGACAUAUUUUACUCAUAUGAUCAUGCUUGUUUACAUAUAUAUACAUCUGACCUAUUAAACAACUUCGUGUUCAAAAUCCCAAAUAUAGGUCAGUGGUGGCAGUACAAUCUGCUUCAUUACACACACACAUUAUUAGUAGAAAUAGAUAACUGGUUUUGAUUCCAAAUCAACUUUGUUGAUUCUUAAAAUAGUAAUUGAUUCAUUUCCAAAGCAAAUUAAAGUAUGUUUUUUCUUGUAUGUUUGUAUACACACUGAACCCAUUUGAAAACACUUGCAUAUUUUUAAAUGUGUUGCACUGAAAUCGUUUUA
Molecule: messenger RNA, 904 nt
Organism: Impatiens glandulifera
Lineage: Eukaryota; Viridiplantae; Streptophyta; Magnoliopsida; Ericales; Balsaminaceae
Product: cytochrome c oxidase assembly protein COX19-like
Exons: 5
Coding region: 271-555 (94 amino acids)
Source: RefSeq, a predicted model, not a curated record